AUGGUCCAGGACACCAAGCCGGGGGCAGCGCGAAGCCUUAAGGAGGUGUCGAUUCCUGUCGCGGCAGCGAGCAAGCUUGGGAAGUCAAAGACCGCAGUCUCUCCUACCGACAGUACGAUGUCCUCGAAGGCUAGCAGUCUGCGGGACACCUCUGCUGAGUACGAGACGCCGGGCACCACACCUGCCACAUCUACGAGAGGGACGUCGAGCAAGAAGCGGAAGAGCAGUGCUCUCAGUAGGCAGAUGAUCAAGGUCGAGGACACGGACGACGAGAUAGAUGAUGAUGAGGUACUGGCGAUGAGGCUGCAACAGGAGGAGUACGAACGAGUGGGACCUCCGAACAAGCGCGUGAAGAUGGCGAAGUGGUCUAUUGACGAUUCCGACGUUGACGAGAGCGGGCUUAGUGAGCCUGAGUCUCUGGAUUCUAUGGAUCUCAAAUCAGUCCCCAAAGCAGGCGCGAAGCGCAAAGGCAAGGAAGCAGCAGGGAACAUCACAGCUUCUGGUUCAAGCCGGCGCACCAGCACGAAGUUACAGCCCACCAAGCAGAAGAUCAAGAUCGAGGACAGUGAUUCCGACCAGGAGGUGCUCAGCGAGCUGAACAGCGAUGAAGUCUCCCUCUUCGAUACCUCUGAAGGAUUUUCGACCGGUGUUAGUGACGCCGAGUCGGAAGCCACUCAGACAUCGACAACCUUGCCUUCCGCAUCUCGCGGCGCGCUGACCGGUAGAAGCGGACGGCGUCACGGGAGCCAGACAGCAGCCCAAGUUCGCGAGAAUGGCCGGCGCAUCGCCAGGAUCGUCGCCAGUGCUCACAUGACCCGGAAGGACAGAGAGCGUAAGAAGCUCGAGAAGGCUCAUCCUGGGAUCACGACAAUGUGGAAGCAGCUCGAGUCUGAAGCGGUGAUUACACCAGUUGCUGCGCAGCAGCCCCAAUCCAUCAAUCGCAAGCUCAAGCCAUUCCAGCUCGAAGGAUUGGACUGGAUGGUGAGGCAGGAGAAGACCAAGUACAAGGGAGGUCUGCUCGGCGACGAGAUGGGCAUGGGUAAGACAAUCCAAGCGGUCUCGCUCAUCAUGUCCGACUACCCGCAGAAGCAGCCGACUCUGGUCGUCGUGCCACCGGUUGCACUCAUGCAGUGGUCCUCCGAAAUUUCAGAGUACACCGACGGCAAGCUGAAGGUGCUGGUCUACCACGGUCAGAACAACAAGGUCAAGAACAUGAAGCUCAAGGAGCUGAAGCAGUUCGACGUCAUCAUGAUCUCCUACAACAGCUUGGAGUCGCUGCACCGCAAGGAGACCAAGGGCUGGAGCCGCGGCGAGGAUCUCGUCAAGGAAGACUCGCCAAUCCACGCCAUCCACUUCCAUCGCCUGAUUCUGGACGAAGCACACAGCAUCAAGUCGCGCACGACUGGCGUGGCCAAGGCUUGCUUCGCGCUCACCGGCACGUACAAGUGGUGCUUGUCCGGCACGCCUGUGCAGAACCGCAUCGGAGAGUUCUUCUCGCUGCUUCGCUUCCUCGAAGUGCGUCCGUUCGCCGACUACUUCUGCAAGAGGUGUCCCUGCUCCCUCCUUCACUGGCAGCUUGAUGAAGACCACAUGUGCAAGGAGUGCAAGCACACCGGCAUGGAGCACGUGUCGGUGUUCAACCAGGAGCUGCUCAAUCCUCUCACCCAGUCCGAGGAGGCGGCCGAUCGCUCCGCGGCUAUGGACAAACUGCAUCUCAUAACGGCUCGUAUUAUGCUUCGGCGCGUGAAGAGAGACUACGUCAGUUCCAUGGAGCUUCCGCCCAAGGAGGUCAUUGUGCACAACGAGUUCUUCGGUGAGAUCGAGCGUGACUUCUCCUCGAGCAUCAUGUCGAACACUGGUCGCCAAUUCGAUACCUACGUGGCCCGGGGUGUUAUGCUGAACAAUUAUGCGAAUAUCUUCGGACUUAUCAUGCAAAUGAGACAGGGCAAGUUGCUGCGCAAGGCGUUCUCCCACUCCCAAUCAACCGCCAGCCGAAUUGCCAACCACCCCGACUUACUGUUGAAGAAGCAUGCAGGGGAGGGGCAGAACGUGCUGGUCUGCAACAUCUGCGACGAGGUGGCUGAGGAGGCCAUCCGCUCCCAGUGUAAGCACGACUUCUGUCGCUCAUGUGUGAAGAGCUACAUGCAGUCUGUGGAGGAGACCGGCGGAGAUGCCGAUUGUCCACGCUGCCACAUUCCACUCGCGAUCGACCUCGACCAGCCCGAGCAUGAGCAGGACGAGGAGAACGUGAAGAAGAGCUCCAUUAUCAACAGGAUCAAGAUGGAAGACUGGACCAGCUCGACGAAGAUCGAGAUGCUGAUCUACGAUCUUUACAAGCUGCGAAGUAAGAAGCAGACGCUCAAGUCGAUCGUGUUUUCGCAGUUCACAAGCAUGCUGCAGCUAAUCGAAUGGCGGUUGCGCCGCGCCGGGUUCAACACUGUCAUGCUCGAUGGAUCUAUGACGCCUAUCCAGCGUGCAAAGAGUAUCGAGUACUUCAUGACGAACCCAGACGUCGAAGUCUUUCUGGUCUCCCUCAAGGCCGGCGGUGUCGCGCUCAACUUGACCGAAGCAUCCCGCGUCUUCAUCGUCGACCCCUGGUGGAACCCGGCCGCAGAGUGGCAGUCCGCUGACCGCUGUCAUCGCAUCGGCCAGAAGCGUCCUUGCGUCAUCACGCGCUUGUGCAUCGAGGAUUCCGUGGAGUCGAGGAUGGUCAUGCUCCAGGAGAAGAAGGCGAACAUGAUUAACGGCACGAUUAACAAUGACAAGACGUCGAUGGAGAAGCUCACGCCGGAGGAUAUGCAGUUCUUGUUCCGCGGGACUUGA
Saxophila tyrrhenica is the source of this 2823-nucleotide messenger RNA. RefSeq names its product DNA repair protein rad16 (gene RAD16). Gene Ontology annotation, cellular component: nucleus. NCBI's taxonomy places the organism in Eukaryota, Fungi, Ascomycota, Dothideomycetes, Mycosphaerellales, Extremaceae. The transcript is spliced from 3 exons. Gene Ontology annotation, biological process: nucleotide-excision repair. The record is from RefSeq and is a predicted model, not a curated record. Gene Ontology annotation, molecular function: ATP binding; ATP-dependent chromatin remodeler activity; metal ion binding. The coding region runs from base 1 to 2823 and encodes 940 amino acids.